AUGAAUGAUUUUGAUUUGGAAAAGAAGAAAAUAAAGAUGGAAUUAAAUGAGAAUGUUGAUAAGUCAAAAUUAAUCGAUCAUUAUGUUCAAAUGUUUAAACAACAAGAAGAAACUCGUAAAUUAAUUGCUCGUUUUAAGGCCAAACAAGAAUUACAAUUUAUGGAACGUCGUUAUUUUGAAUAUUGUCCUGAUUUAAGUUCAUCUCCUGCCAAAGCUCAAGAAAAGCAACUGCCAAAUUUUUCGCCUGGCCUGCAUGAACUAAAUAUUGAAGAAGACUCUGAAAAUUCUGAUGGGGAUUUAGCUGAUGAGCUUGACUCUACUUUGGAGGUUUUUGAUACCGUACAAUCUUGCCAAGUUGCUGACAAUCUUUCAGAUUCUUCUACACCCAAAAAAUUAACUCCAAAAAUUCCUCUUCUUGAUUUUACUUUGCUUUCAAUUAAUGAAGAUAUUCGUCGAAAAAAUAAUAUCCCUAAACAAUUUAUUCAAAAUUUUGAAGAAAAUCUCCCAGUUCCUAUUAUCGAAAAGGUUACUUCAUCAGCAGAUAAUUUUAAUUCUUCUGUUCAACAAUGCCCUUUGGAGUUUUUGGCCGAUAUGGCUUUGACAAACGAAGAGAAUGAAUUGAAUGAAGAUAUUUCUGUUUUACCUUUACAACAAAUAAAUGCUCAAUUGAAUGAAAAUACUUCCCAACAAGAGCAAGAAAAGACUGAACCGAAAAAUGAUUCUAUCAUUUCAACAUCUUCUGAAGAAGAAAAUAAUUCGGGUGGUAACACCAGUGAGGAUAUUACUUCAUUGCCUUUUGUUAGCGAAAAUGUAAUAAAUUCUACAAAUAAUGGAUUAAAUCAGAAUCUUACAAGCGAAAAGGUUCAAUCACCUCGUGUUAAAAAUCUUGAGAAUAUUGUUAUUGCUCAAGAACAGCUUAUUGCUCAAAUUUCUAACAAAAAUGUUCAAGCUGAAAAUAAUGUUGCUACUUUGGAGGAAAUUUUCGAUGUAGUUGAAGUAAAUGAUUUGGGUGGAGAGUUUCCUUUGAUUUCAAAUCGAAAUGAGACGGAUUCUAUACUUGAAGAAAUUCCAAGUCCGCGUGACACUGAUUCAAUAGAAAAUAAAAAGGAUAAUGGAAUUAUCGAGGGAAGUAUGUCCAAUCAAUCCAAAAUUAAAAGUGUGAAUACAUCAUCACGUGAGAGAACUUCGGCAGAAAUUGAGUCGAUUCCUGAGGAGAUUGUUUCGAUUAAAAAUGGUUAUGCUUCUGCAAAUACAAUAUCCUCUUCAAGUAUUGAUUCAAAAUCUGAGCAAAGUCAACAACCAGAAUCUAAUAAUGAGAUAGAAAAGAACAUUACAUCUCGAAAUAAUCAGUUAAACGAAUCACUUAAUUCAACAUUGGAAGAUGUUUCUGAUGGAAUUGUUUCUUCUUUCAAACCAUCAGAGAAAUCACUUCGUUCAAUUCUGUCUCCUAUGCCAAGUACUUCUUUAUGCACUGGCCGUGACAGUUUAAGCCGUCGCCGAAGUUCAGCUAGCGAAGCUCUUGUUAAAUUACGUUUAAUGAAUAAUGUUCCCGCUAUUUCAAGAAGUCCUCCUCCUAUUAAAAGUCCACCUAGGUUAUUGUUUAUAAAUUUUCUUAAAUUUUAUUUUGGUUAUUACAGAGCAACUCCCCGUUCACCAACAGAACGUUAUUUGACGAAAUUUCCUCAAAAUAUUUCUGCCCGAGAAUCUAUUUGCAAUGAUGAUAUUUUAAAUUCUCGUCAAUCUAUUGGGCCUUCUGAACUUCUUGAAGAUUUGCCAAAUGCAAGCCAGAUAGGAAUGGUUCUCGAUUUAAGCCAUUCUCCUAUUGCUAGCUUGUCUGAUAAAGAAUUAAUUAAAAAAGAUGAAUAUUUUGAGGAGAAAAAAUGUAUUGAAAAAUAUGUUAAAUUUCUUUGGAAGAAUUUUAUGGAGAAUGGAGAAAUUGAUUUUAAUUCAAUUCCAAAAUGGGAAGAGUUUAAUAUUGAUGAAGGAUUUGAGGACAAUUUUAGUGACAACUUAAAAAUUCCAAAAAAUUUGCUUCGCCAACUUUGCUAUGAACGAUGGUUUAAUUUAAUUCAAAAUACAAAUUGUCUUUUAUCUUCAAAGAAAAUUUUGUCUACAGAAGAGAAUCUUAAAGAUUAUUUGCAAAAGGAAGUUCUUUCACUUUUUGUUGACAACAAAAGAGAAAUUUGUCCAAAUGGAAUAAAAUUACGGGCAGAGAAAACUUCUCAUUUGGCAUUGGAUGUUAAUCGAUUACUUUUAGCUCAAUAUGUUUAUGAGAAUUUAAUUGUUUGA
Molecule: messenger RNA, 2289 nt
Organism: Meloidogyne enterolobii
Lineage: Eukaryota; Metazoa; Nematoda; Chromadorea; Rhabditida; Meloidogynidae
Source: the annotation of a GenBank genome assembly